Messenger RNA from Talpa occidentalis (Iberian mole), 5143 nucleotides. RefSeq names its product cytoplasmic FMR1 interacting protein 1 (gene CYFIP1). Gene Ontology annotation, cellular component: synapse; neuron projection; SCAR complex. Lineage: Eukaryota; Metazoa; Chordata; Mammalia; Eulipotyphla; Talpidae. The coding region runs from base 101 to 3886 and encodes 1261 amino acids. The record is from RefSeq and is a predicted model, not a curated record. Gene Ontology annotation, biological process: modification of synaptic structure; lamellipodium assembly; cell morphogenesis. Gene Ontology annotation, molecular function: RNA 7-methylguanosine cap binding; small GTPase binding. The transcript is spliced from 31 exons.
CACACUAUUUGGGGAAUUCUUUGCCCAGAGAUGAUAAGACCGUUCCAUGUGCCCAUCUUGACCUAGCCAGAACAGCGGAAUGGGAUUGAUUCAUCCUUGAAUGUCUUCCCAGAAAAAGGCCAGCAUGGCGGCCCAGGUGACACUGGAGGAUGCGCUGUCCAACGUGGACCUCCUGGAAGAGCUACCUCUGCCCGACCAGCAGCCCUGCAUUGAGCCCCCGCCAUCCUCGCUGCUCUACCAGCCAAAUUUCAACACUAACUUUGAAGACAGAAAUGCAUUUGUCACUGGCAUUGCAAGAUACAUCGAACAAGCAACUGUUCAUUCUAGCAUGAACGAGAUGCUAGAGGAAGGUCAAGAGUAUGCUGUCAUGCUGUACACCUGGAGGAGCUGCUCCCGGGCCAUCCCACAGGUGAAAUGUAAUGAGCAGCCCAAUAGAGUGGAAAUUUAUGAGAAAACUGUGGAGGUCCUGGAGCCUGAAGUCACAAAACUGAUGAACUUUAUGUACUUCCAGAGAAACGCCAUCGAGCGCUUCUGUGGGGAGGUGAGGCGCCUGUGCCACGCCGAGAGGAGGAAGGACUUUGUGUCUGAAGCCUACCUGAUCACGCUGGGCAAGUUUAUCAACAUGUUUGCUGUGCUGGACGAGCUGAAGAACAUGAAGUGCAGCGUGAAGAAUGACCACUCAGCGUACAAGCGAGCUGCUCAAUUUUUACGGAAAAUGGCAGACCCGCAGUCCAUCCAGGAAUCACAGAAUCUGUCCAUGUUCCUGGCCAACCACAACAAGAUCACACAGUCUCUGCAGCAGCAGCUCGAAGUGAUCUCUGGCUACGAAGAGCUGCUUGCAGACAUCGUGAACCUGUGUGUAGAUUACUACGAGAACAGAAUGUACUUGACACCCAGCGAGAAGCAUAUGCUGCUGAAGGUCAUGGGGUUUGGUCUGUACUUGAUGGAUGGGAGUGUCAGCAACAUCUAUAAACUAGAUGCCAAGAAAAGAAUAAACUUAUCCAAAAUCGACAAGUACUUCAAGCAACUCCAGGUGGUUCCGUUGUUCGGGGACAUGCAAAUAGAAUUGUCAAGAUACAUCAAGACCAGCGCCCACUAUGAGGAAAAUAAAUCUCGAUGGACGUGCACGUCAUCUGGCAGCAGCCCACAGUACAACAUCUGCGAGCAGAUGAUCCAGAUCCGGGAGGACCACAUGCGCUUCAUUUCAGAGCUGGCUCGAUACAGCAACAGUGAGGUUGUCACAGGAUCAGGCCGCCAGGAAGCUCAGAAGACCGACUCUGAGUACCGGAAGCUAUUCGACCUGGCGCUGCAGGGUCUGCAGCUCCUGUCUCAGUGGAGCGCCCAUGUCAUGGAAGUGUAUUCAUGGAAACUCGUGCACCCAACGGACAAGUACUCCAACAAGGACUGCCCAGACAAUGCUGAGGAGUACGAGCGUGCCACCCGCUACAACUACACCAGCGAGGAGAAGUUCGCCCUGGUAGAGGUGAUCGCCAUGAUCAAGGGCUUGCAGGUGUUGAUGGGCAGGAUGGAGAGCGUGUUCAAUCAUGCCAUCAGGCACACUGUGUAUGCUGCGCUGCAGGACUUCUCCCAGGUCACCCUUAGAGAGCCACUCCGGCAGGCCAUCAAGAAGAAGAAGAAUGUCAUCCAGAGUGUUCUGCAGGCCAUCAGGAAGACCGUGUGUGACUGGGAGACGGGUCACGAGCCCUUCAACGACCCAGCUCUGCGUGGCGAGAAGGACCCCAAGAGUGGCUUUGACAUCAAAGUGCCCCGGCGAGCUGUGGGACCCUCCAGCACGCAGCUUUACAUGGUGAGAACCAUGCUAGAGUCCCUCAUUGCAGACAAAAGUGGUUCCAAGAAAACCUUGAGAAGUAGCCUUGAGGGGCCCACCAUAUUGGACAUAGAAAAAUUCCAUCGAGAGUCAUUCUUCUACACCCACUUGAUAAAUUUCAGUGAAACGCUGCAGCAGUGCUGUGACCUUUCACAGCUGUGGUUCCGCGAGUUCUUCCUGGAGCUGACCAUGGGCAGGAGGAUCCAGUUCCCCAUUGAGAUGUCCAUGCCGUGGAUCCUGACUGACCACAUCCUGGAGACCAAGGAGGCGUCCAUGAUGGAGUACGUGCUGUACUCCCUGGACCUGUACAACGACAGCGCCCACUACGCCCUCACCAAGUUCAACAAGCAGUUUCUCUAUGACGAGAUUGAGGCAGAGGUAAACCUAUGCUUUGACCAAUUUGUUUACAAGCUGGCAGACCAGAUAUUUGCAUAUUACAAGGUUAUGGCAGGAAGUUUGCUUCUUGAUAAACGGCUACGGUCUGAAUGCAAGAAUCAGGGGGCUACGAUCCACCUCCCGCCAUCUAACCGCUACGAGACUCUGCUUAAGCAGAGGCACGUGCAGCUCCUUGGCAGGUCCAUAGACCUCAAUCGUCUGAUUACUCAGCGUGUCUCAGCAGCCAUGUACAAGUCUCUGGAACUGGCAAUUGGACGAUUUGAAAGUGAAGACCUGACAUCAAUAGUUGAGCUGGACGGCCUCUUGGAAAUUAACCGCAUGACCCACAAACUGCUGAGCAGGUACCUGACGCUGGACAGCUUCGACGCUAUGUUCCGGGAGGCCAACCACAAUGUGUCAGCACCCUAUGGAAGAAUCACCCUCCACGUCUUCUGGGAACUCAACUAUGAUUUUCUGCCCAACUACUGCUACAAUGGCUCCACCAACCGGUUUGUUCGGACAGUAUUACCAUUUUCUCAAGAAUUUCAAAGAGAUAAACAGCCUAAUGCACAGCCUCAGUAUUUGCAUGGAUCAAAGGCUCUGAACCUGGCUUACUCCAGCAUUUAUGGCAGCUACCGGAACUUUGUGGGGCCUCCACACUUCCAGGUCAUCUGUAGGCUGCUGGGCUACCAGGGCAUCGCCGUGGUCAUGGAGGAACUGCUCAAGGUUGUCAAGAGCCUGCUGCAAGGCACCAUCCUGCAGUAUGUGAAGACGCUGAUGGAGGUGAUGCCCAAGAUCUGCCGGCUGCCCCGGCACGAGUAUGGCUCUCCUGGCAUCCUGGAGUUCUUCCACCACCAACUCAAGGACAUUGUUGAGUACGCGGAGCUAAAGACGGUGUGCUUCCAGAACCUUCGGGAGGUGGGCAACGCUGUCCUCUUCUGCCUCCUCAUUGAGCAGAGCCUGUCUCUAGAAGAAGUGUGUGACCUGUUGCACGCAGCCCCUUUCCAGAACAUCUUGCCGCGGGUACAUGUGAAAGAGGGAGAGAGACUCGAUGCCAAGAUGAAACGACUAGAAUCAAAGUACGCCCCACUGCAUCUGGUCCCCCUAAUCGAAAGACUGGGGACCCCUCAGCAAAUUGCAAUAGCAAGAGAGGGGGACUUGCUGACCAAGGAGCGCCUCUGCUGCGGCCUGUCCAUGUUUGAGGUCAUCCUGACUCGCAUCCGGACCUUCCUGGACGACCCCAUCUGGCGCGGGCCCCUGCCCAGCAACGGGGUCAUGCAUGUGGACGAGUGCGUCGAGUUCCACAGACUGUGGAGCGCCAUGCAGUUUGUCUACUGCAUCCCUGUGGGGACACACGAGUUCACGGUCGAGCAGUGCUUCGGCGACGGGCUGCACUGGGCGGGCUGCAUGAUCAUCGUCCUGCUGGGGCAGCAGCGGCGCUUUGCUGUGCUGGAUUUCUGCUACCAUUUACUUAAAGUCCAGAAACACGACGGCAAGGAUGAGAUUAUCAAAAACGUGCCUUUGAAGAAGAUGGUGGAGAGAAUUCGCAAGUUCCAGAUUCUGAAUGAUGAGAUAAUCACUAUCUUGGACAAAUACUUGAAAUCAGGCGAUGGGGAGAGCACACCUGUGGAGCACGUCCGCUGCUUUCAGCCACCCAUCCACCAGUCCCUGGCCAGCAGCUGAGGGCAGUCACCUGUUCUCGAAGAUUUCCCCGUACUGACUGCAUUUAAUAACUGUAAGGGCAUGUUUUCCUUUCCGUAAACUAUGUAGUGAGGUUUUUAGGGCUAUUUUUCAGUAUCUCUGUGCAAGGGGGUGCUUUUCAAUCUAAAAGCUUAAUUUUAUAAAAUUGACUUAUUUUUCUAGACUAAAAUUGUAUAUGCUUUUGGUAAUUAGAAACUGAGACUACUGGCUGCUAAUAGUUGCUGUCAUGUUCUUACAAAAUUAUUUCCCAUUUUUCUAUGGAAUGUUCCAAAAGCUAGCUGUGUCAUAAAGUGCUGCUGGGCUCAUCCACUCCUCCCAUAGCAAAGGGUCAGUAAUGUUCAAGGAGAGAUUUAUGGACUUAAACAAGGAAUUUACUACCAGCUAAUUGUAAUGAAACCCUGUGCUGAUUAGAAUUAUUUUGCUUCUGUUUAGGGAAUUUUUUGGUGUCUUUUAUGAAUAAUCUUUUCUAAGUCCUUGUUCCCGUCCCUUUUUCGUGUCAGUGUUUGAGAAAAGUGAAUGAAAUUCUUUGACUCCAACUAAACCCAGUUGUGACAAAACCUAAAUUGUGAGGUAUGAUUUAUUAAAGAUUAAAGAAAUAAAACUAAUGAAACCUCUAGUGUUCAUUUCCUCUGAUCCUGUGCCCAGGACUUGGGCAGGUUUCUCUAUUUACCUGAACGCACAGACUGAAUGCACUAGACUCAGAGCGCAGAGUCUAGGUUACCUGCAGCCUGGAGUGAGACUAGAUCCAGAGAGGGAGUAAUGUCCCUAUGCCUUUGGAAACAGCACUGAAGUCCAGGAACAUCGCACUUGCUACAGAUCACAGAAUCUAUGUGUUGUACUGCUUAACCUUGAGUUCUGUGAAAUGGUACUUGUUUUUUAAUUUUCCCUUUUUUUUUUGUGUGUGGGACCCUUGCUGGAGGCCGGGGAUCGAACCAGCGCUGUAGAGGCUGCGGGCAGCCUCGCAACCCAGCGCUCAACCGCUGCGCCACCAGGGGAGGCCCUUUUAAUUUUUCUUUCUAAAAAUGUUGCUUUAGGUGAAGUGAACUAAUAACCCUGGGGCCAGUAUUCUGCUACUACAGAUAAAGAGGUACUAUCUGUGCUCACCCUAUACUGAAAGUAUAGAAUGAUGAAAAUUUAAGAUUAAGGACUAAUUUAAAUAGCUCAUAUUACUGAGUUUUGUAAGAUUUAAUUAUAAACCACAAUAAAAUGUAAUAAAAAUUUAUGUACAACACAAUUUCA